Molecule: messenger RNA, 3378 nt
Organism: Bipolaris victoriae FI3
Lineage: Eukaryota; Fungi; Ascomycota; Dothideomycetes; Pleosporales; Pleosporaceae
Exons: 3
Coding region: 1-3378 (1125 amino acids)
Biological process (GO): poly(A)+ mRNA export from nucleus; protein import into nucleus
Cellular component (GO): nuclear pore
Molecular function (GO): structural constituent of nuclear pore
Source: RefSeq, a predicted model, not a curated record
AUGUCGCUGUUCGGCAAUCUUGGAGCCUCGCAGCCUGCUUCUACUGGUACCUCGGGCGGAGGCUUGUUUGGAACAGCAGGAGGUGCAUCAGGCGGCACGACAUCAAGCUUGUUUGGCAAUCUGGGCGCAGGCACAUCCAAUGCGCAAUCUGGCACAACGCAAGCAACAAGCAGUGGAGGUCUAGGCGGCGGUCUGUUCGGUGCAGCAAAGUCGACUGCUACCACGACACCCUCGCUGUUCGCUGGCGCAGCAUCGACAACGCAACCCCAGCAGCAAUCGCAACCACAAACGGGCGGCUUCUCGCUGUUCAGCAAUACGGCGGCGCAACCGACUACCAACAACACGCAACAAACAGGCGGCCUUGGUCAGACCUCGCUUUUCAAUACCACGACCCAGCAGCAGACCCAGCAACCCCAGCAGCCCCAGCAACAGGGCGCGUCGCUCGCCCAGGCAAACGCAGGCUCCGGCCGCUCCGCUCAUUUCGAUCAUCUCCUGGAACGGGGACGUAAGCGCAAUGCUGGCGAGAAUGGCACCAGCAACUUUGACGAGCUGCCGUCGCUCCAGUUGGGCCUUGGCGACAUUGCACGCAAGGUGCGAAACUUGGGUUCUGGAGGCCCUUCGGCGGAUCAGGUCCAAGAUCGCGCUCAAGACCGCGCUGCCCACUAUCUACUCUCAGCUUCUGGCGUGAAGAUGGGCAGCACCCUCCGAGAUCUCAACCAGUUCUCUUCCCAGGCAGGCCUCGCUACACCUGGCCAGGCUCAGAGUCUCUUCGACAACGACGUGGACGGUUACAUCUCCAACUUGCAUUCGCAGUCCACCUUAGCCCUCAUCCAAGAAGGAUUAGAGCAGUCCAAGCGUGACUUCGAUACCUUCCUGGAGGACAAUGUGCAGAUCGAAUGGGAUAAACAGCGGCAGAGGAUCUACGAGCACUUUGGUCUGGGCAGACAGAGCGAAGACAUGGCAGCCUCGCAGAGCGGCUUUGGCAGCACAGCUAGAGGGGCUUUCGGACGCGCUACAGCACGCAAGGGUCGUUCCAUGGGCCCCAAUGGGGCAUCAGUCAAUGGACGAUCGACGUUUGGAGCCUCCGCUGCUGGACCACCUGUCCUGGGUGCUUCUCAAAGUGUGCUAGGUGGCCGAGAUGUCUCUGAUAAAUCCGUCAUGAGCGGACAAGUUGGACUCCAAGACCGAUAUGCACGAGACAAACAAGAGAAAUUCAUGGACGAGGUCAAGAGGCUCAAUGAGGCAAGGCUACGCGAAGAAUCGUUCUCUGUGCUUCACUCUUUCUCUAGUGUAGAGAAGGCUGCUGGCACCGAGUACUCGGAUCAUUUCAUCAACGCUUACGGAGCACUUGUUUCUAUUACUGGUGAGAAGACUGAAGCAGAAGCAUCCAACCCAGGCUCAAACCAGCCCAAGGAGCGGAGCUUCGCCAAGGACUAUCUGGACGACCAGCCCAACUCUGUCGCGAGCGUACGGAUGCGCAAGCGCAUACUAGAUGGCUCUCGUAAGUAUCUAGAAAACAAGUUCCUGGAACAGGUAGAUGAGGUUUUGCGAAAGAAUCCGUCGGAAGCGCUUGUUGGCGGUGUUCCGUCCAUGCUCAACAAGAUUCGUGGAUUUGUCAGAGCCAAAGCUGCGUUUAAGGAGCUUGGUGCGGAUACCGAGUUGUUCCAGAGGAUAGGAGAGGCAGGAGAUGAAUUCCCAUGGAUCAUCAUCUUCUUCUUGCUAAGAGGUGGCCUUUUGACGGAAGCUGCCGAGUAUGUCCGAGAGAAGAGGAACUUCUUUCAAAACACCGAUAGAAACUUUCAAUCGGCAAUCACACAGUAUGCUACGGAUCCUGACCGUAGACUGAGCCCGGACACUCAACAAAAGGUGGGCCACACACACGCUCAGAGGACUCGUUUAAAGACACCCGAAGAUCCUUACCGCAUGGCCUGUUACAAGAUUGUAGGCCGAUGUGACAUGAGCAAGCGCAACCUGGAGCCUAUCAAGGAGACCAUGGACGACUGGGUGUGGCUACAGUUCAACUUGGCUCGCGAAGGCAACAGAGCCGAAGAAAACGCGGGUGAAAUUUUCGGCUUGGAAGAGCUGCGAACGACGAUCAAGGAUAUUGGCCAACGCCACUUUAUGAACGACACAGCUGAAUCUGCUGGUGGAUACGGAGUAUACUUCUAUCUUGCUACGCUUGCUGGCUUGUUCGAGCCCGCGGUCAACUACCUCUAUACGCACAACUAUGUGUCUGCGGUUCAUUUCGCUAUUGCUCUGGACUACUAUGGGCUACUACGAGUUUCAGAUUGGACAACAGCUGGAGGCGAGAUUUUGACCUACACAACACGACAACAGCCGCAGUUGAACUUUGGACGAGUGGUUGGAUACUACACCAGUGACUUCCGGGCGGCCCGAGCUGAUGCUGCAGCGGACUACUUGGUGUUGAUAUGCAUGAACGCAGACCUACCAGGCGAAGCGGGCAGGCAGCAAGCAGACCUUUGCCACGAGGCACUCCGUGAGCUUGUCCUUGAAACACGCGAGUUUUCCACAUUGCUAGGCGAUGUCAAAUCGAAUGGGCAAACAACGCCUGGUCUCAUUCAAGAACGUGUGCCAUUACUGAAACUCGACGGCGAAACGGGUCUACUCAAUACAAUCACGAGCGAAGCGGCAAGAAUGGCAGAUGAUAAUGGACGCAUCAACGAUGCCAUUUUGCUGUGCCACUUGGCCGGCGAGUAUGACAGCGUAGUCACCAUUCUCAACCGUGCGCUUGCUGAGGCUCUUUCGGUAGAGCUUGGUCAAGAGCCACUUCGUCUGGAACCACUCAAGCCACGCUUGAAUGCAGGCGAGUCGCAACAGCAGCAACAGCAGUCGGACGCGUCGUCGAGCUUGAGCAUGCUUGGAACAGACGAUCCUGUGGAGCUUGCCCAGAAGGUCCUGGCACUAUACAAUGCAAACAGUCUGUGGUGGAAGAAGGUUUCGCAGGUGAACCGUGAAGCGGUGGGCAUCCUGUUCCAGCUUAACAAUGCCAAGAAGGUGAUUGAAGCUGGUGACUACAUGGCAGCACUUGGGCAAAUCGAGAAUCUCCGCAUCCUCCCGUUAUCUGCUGGAGGCAACGUCAGCGAUAUUCGGGCCGCCGCCAACAGCUUCAACUCGUAUCCCCAGGAGAUAUCGCGGAACAUUGGCAAUGUGCUACUAUGGUGCAUUGGCUGCUGUUCAAGACACCGGGAGCAUCUUCUUUCUGGACAGUUUGAAGACCAGAUGCGUAAGGUGCUGGCAGACCAGCUGCUGCAAAAGGCCAAGGACCUCAUGGUAUUUGCUGGGCUGAUCAAGUAUAAGCUUCCGCCCAGGGUGUUUGAGACGUUGGCGCGAGAGGGUCUGGAAGUUGGCGCUUUUUGA